Trypanosoma cruzi is the source of this 1890-nucleotide messenger RNA. RefSeq lists its product as uncharacterized. The record is from RefSeq and is a predicted model, not a curated record. The coding region runs from base 1 to 1890 and encodes 629 amino acids. Lineage: Eukaryota; Euglenozoa; Kinetoplastea; Trypanosomatida; Trypanosomatidae. The transcript has a single exon.
AUGCCGUCUGUGAACUCGGGGUACACCUUUGAGGACUUCCUCAAGCGCCUGGAGCGCAGUCCCAAGACGCACAUGUCACCGCUUUAUCACGAGCAUCGAGAGCUCUUUUUGCGUCGCCCGGAUAUGUUUUCACGUGCCGUCCGUUCCGUCACUUGGGAAAAGGGGUGUGCAUUGAUCGAUGCGGCUUACCACUCGCAGCCGAUUGCUCUUGUCACAUACCGCGCUCUUCUCGCACGUAUGAUACUACAUAACCAGUACGUGAGGCGUAACGGUUCGAGAAACUUGGUUUCAUGGAAGGCAGCCCUGCGAACAUAUUCCGAGGCCAUUCUCGCGCAUGGCAAUGCUGUUCCGACGCGGAUGACGAUAUCCGCAUUGCGUCUUUUGGCACCACAACGUCAGUGGGUGGCCGCCAUCUCACUCCUUAAGCUCAGUCAAGCAAAUGGGAAGCUGACAAUCCACAUGCCCAUAGAUGCGGCUGGUUGCUGUGCAACUCCCUCGUUGUGGAAGACGGCCAUGGCACUGCUUGGUCAUGUACACACACAGUCACCCAACUUGCUCCCUGAGUGCAUUCAAAGUCUUCGACCCAUUGGGACGGAUGAAUCGACGGUCUCUACUGCUGCAAAUGCAUUAUUAAUUGACAAGAAUGGUCCAACACCCGAGCAGAAACAUGUUCUUUCUAUUUUAAAUGACGUGGUGGCGUCAGCACCAUGGGAGACGGCCUUGUCAAACGAAAUGUGUACGUCGUAUCUCACACAUUUAGUGGCAAGUACAACCUACACAACGCAAGAAAAAACGGAGGCUCUUAUAUCGGCAACACGGCAUUUUUCAUGGGAGGCAUUUAUGAGGCUGGUGACGGCUCAAGACGCAUCCAUUUUGAAAAUUUCAGGCAACAGCACACCACAAUUACCGACGACGACAGAAAUGGAGAAAAAAACACAAAGGGAGCUGGAGAUAUCACCUCUGAACUCACCUUUUUUUAGUGAAAGUUUGCAACUGCUCGAAAACGCGCCCGAGACGGCGGUACCUCUUAUUGCGACUAUAAUAGGCAAGCUUCCCUCGGCCAAGCUUGCGGCAACUUUUUUGAGUGAGGCAGCUUCCAUGUACCGUGGUACUAUUGCCACCACUGCGUUACGUCAUUCACUCGUUGCGAGUGCUUUAUUGCGGAAAUGUUCAGAGGAAUCUGAGUGGCGUCUUGCGUCUUCUGUGUUACUUUCCAUGUCGCCAAGCCCAUUGCCUUGUGACGUGGCCACUGCACUUGUAUUGCAGAUGCGGGAAGCAAAGCAGGUCUCACUGGUUGUAGACAUUCUUCAAAAGUCCUUUGUGCCGGCCAAGACCACGUUAACACGGGAGGCCAUGGAAGCGGUACUUGUGUGUGUGUUGGCACACAAUCGUGCUGUGUCUAUGCCAGCCUCUCAGUUUACGCCAGAGACGCUGAAGAGGAGAAGGAUAGCCACGGUCCAUUGGCUCUCCGCACUGAGUUGGGCGACCGAUUUAGUACAGGACGAGGUGGAGGGUCGUAUUUUGCGAACGGAAUCUGCCGUUUCGGUGGGUUCUGUAGGCCAUUCUUUUCCCAAAUUUGUUCCGCUUCAGAAGCCUUUGUCGUCUCGUAUGCUCAGCCUGCUUAUUCAUAUAUGUGUGAGGGCUGGUAGCCCACAAGGAGCUUUACAUGCGAUGGGCUACGCUCGCGCCGUCGACAAGACCGAGCUGGUUCUUUCUGAAGCGAUUCAGGCCCUUCUUUACUGUAUGAUAUACAACCGUCCAUACGAGGCCGAAGCUAUUGUGAGGGAGGCUGAGAAGAAACACGGGAAGGAAAAGGCGCAGUUUCUUGAACGGUUAUUGCUGGCCAUUCAAGAGACGAAGGAACACGAAUUGGGCACCACAGGGAAUUAA